This is a messenger RNA of Neohortaea acidophila, 933 nucleotides long. RefSeq lists its product as uncharacterized. The record is from RefSeq and is a predicted model, not a curated record. The transcript has a single exon. The coding region runs from base 332 to 835 and encodes 167 amino acids. Lineage: Eukaryota; Fungi; Ascomycota; Dothideomycetes; Mycosphaerellales; Teratosphaeriaceae.
AUGAGCAUUUCUGCACCCUCGUUCGAUUUGGUGUCCCACCGCAGCAGUGAAUAGCUGUCCCAAGGUGCUGCGAUCGACAAGCUGCUGUAGCAGACUAUUGUGCUUACUUUGGCACCGUGGCUUGAUCAAUGUUGACAAUUCGCCGUGGAAGCUCGAUGUCCAAUCCCGAGGGCUUUUUGCUCACACCUUGGCCCACGUUCCUGGCAGAUGUUGAUGAGCUCGCGGAUUAGCUUCGCCGGCCGGGGUCAUGGCUGAAUCUCGACAAUUGCUCGAAUGGAGUUCGUCGACCGUGGCCAUGGCAUCGCUCCAAUAGACACUGACUUGCUCACGGAUGAGGUUCGCUGCCCGGCUUCGUGAUAGACCGCCGCUGUGGCCAUGGCAAGUAUGGAAAAACAGGUUCGUAAGACAAGUUCUCAGCCGAGGGUUUGUCGGACUUGGCCCGCACUUGUUGAGGCGACGUCUUACCAUCAGAGAUGUUUCGCAUAAAAUAGUUGGAAUGACAUGUAGCUAUGCGAGCGCCGGACAUUUGGUUGACUUCAGGGUUCUUGGGAGUUGUUAUAGCCUUGCAAUUAGCAUAAGCGAAAAAGGCCAAGGCCACGUGAAAGCCUGGCAAUGCAGGCUGUCCUCGGGAUGCCGAGCGAUCAGAAGAGUAAGUGAAGUCUCGUGGACCAAUUCUGGGGGCUUCAUCCUCGCCGCACUACGAUCUCGACCCAUCUCCACGACUACUCCAGUCUCAUCGAUGUGCCUGCCUAGUCAGCCGCCCAUUGCCCUAUCAAGCGCGAAAUUCUGUGAGAGUGGAAAGCAGGACACGCUGACACGUUUCGAGUGUGCAUGAGCCACCCAGAGGAUGUAGCCUCGACUGAUGCCAACGACGACUCAAAGGCAUAUGUACCUAUAAUGCCAUUACUAACUUGACACUCGCGGUGUAGUCGC